AUGAGCCGAGAAAUGGAAAUCGAAACGGAGAAGAGAUGUUGUUUCAGGUGGGAGGCCAAGGGAGCCGCCCAACGUUCUUCGAGAUGGCGGCGGCGGAGCAGCUUCCGGCCAGCCUCCGCGCCGCACUCACAUACUCAAUCGGCGUGUUAGCCUUGCGACGACCCUUCCUCCACAGAUUCCUAGACUACGAAGACGAAUCCUUCGCCUUCCUCAUGCUCCUCCUCGAAUCUCACAGUUUACGAACCACCGAUGCUUCUUUCUCUGAAUCGCUGUAUGGACUUCGAAGAAGACCAGCCAAUGUCACUGUUGAUACUAGCGAUAACGCUGCAGCUACCACUGCCACUGCUUCUGGGUUACACAGGCGCCAGAAAGUUCUUUCUGUUGUUUUUCUGGAACGUUGGUUUUGUGUUUGUGUUUGUGUUUGUGUUUGUGUGUUUUUUCAGGUUGUGUUGCCAUAUUUGAAAUCUAAGUUGCAUACAAUCUACAACAGAGAAAGGGAAGCUAGGCUUCAGGCUACUCUUUGGGGAGAUGAUAAUGAAGCUGGAGUAGGAGGUUUUGAACAGGAUUCACUUGUUUCCACACCAACCUUGGAUGCCCAUGCCUCCAUUGCCGCACGGGUCCGAAGCAGAGUUCAGAAAUUUGUUGGAUUUUGCUACCCAUGGUUGCAUGCUAGCACUGAGGGUAUGCAUUUCACUUACAAGAUGUUAUACCUGUUGGAUGCUACUGGAUUCUACUCUCUAGCACUGCAUGUGCUCCGGGUUCAGGUCUGCCGAGCUACAGGGCAAGAGCUGAUGGAUACCUCUUCUAGAAUUUCAAAGAUGCGUAGCCGUGAACGUGAGAGACUUCGUGGCCCGCAAUGGUUGAAGACAUUGCAAGGAGCAUUACUCAGCUGUUCAUACACUGUACUUGACUAUGCACAAACCGGAUUGAUUGCAGCAGUGUUCUUCUUUAAAAUGAUGGAAUGGUGGUACCAGUCUGCUGAGGAGAGAAUGUCAGCUCCAACAGUAUAUCCUCCUCCCCCUCCACCUCCUCCACCAAAGGUAGCAAAAGAAGGGGUACCGCUACCCCCAGACAGAGCAGUUUGCCCCUUGUGUUUGCAGAAGCGUGUAAAUCCAUCUGUAAUUUCAGUUUCAGGGUUCGUCUUCUGCUAUGCUUGUGUAUUCAAGUAUAUUUCUCAGUAUAAGCGCUGCCCAGUGACGCUGAUGCCUUCAACAGUUGACCAGAUAAGGAGACUCUUUCAUGAUGUAUAGGCCUCACAGUUGGAGCAAACCUGCUUGAAUUGUUGCCAUGAGUAGAUGCGUAAAAGAUUCAUUACGAUUGUUGUACUAAUGUAUAUUACUUUGGUAGUGUUAGAGAGGCUAUGUAAGAGGGGCAUCAUUUUUGUUACUGCCCUCUUAUUUAUUCGUACACAGUUCUAAAAUAAAAACACGAUUUCAAUGCUUCUUUUUCAA
This is a messenger RNA of Lotus japonicus, 1451 nucleotides long. RefSeq names its product peroxisome biogenesis protein 12. Lineage: Eukaryota; Viridiplantae; Streptophyta; Magnoliopsida; Fabales; Fabaceae. The coding region runs from base 36 to 1250 and encodes 404 amino acids. Gene Ontology annotation, biological process: protein monoubiquitination; protein import into peroxisome matrix. The transcript has 9 exons. Gene Ontology annotation, molecular function: zinc ion binding; ubiquitin-protein transferase activity; protein binding. The record is from RefSeq and is a predicted model, not a curated record. Gene Ontology annotation, cellular component: peroxisomal membrane; peroxisomal importomer complex.